AUGUAACAGGACAAUUAGUAUGAAAACACAUACUACUAAUCCAAAGGACUCAAUUAGCACACUCGACAAUCACUUAAACCCUUUCUUUUACCUUAAACAGAAGCCAGCACACAUCGCUUUUCCUAAUUAGAGUAUUGUACUGAGCCUACUUCAAGUAUGGUAGAUCCAAUUGGAGCAUAAACUGAUCGAACCCAUAUUAAAAAUAAUAGAUAGAUAGUCAAACAUAUCAAACAUGCUAAUAUCGAACCAGAAUCUAAUAUUCUAAAUGAAGAAAAGAACAAACUACAAACUAAGUUUAACUUACUAGACUCUUUUACUUAAAGAAAUUCAUAACAUCAAUUAAGUGUUAAAUAUGACAUCAAAUAAGAAAUUUUAUAAAGGAAGUUUAGUGAAUAAAAAUUAGGUUUCAAAGUAUAGCAAUUAGAUGAAGAAUAAGAGUCUCAUGUUUUCUUAAGAAGAAAUUAAUUCUUUUAUACUUCUUUACGAAUAAAAGAUAGGUAUUCUCCUUUAACUCUACAAAUAAGAAUUUAAUAAGGUGAUCCAAAUACUAGAAUAAGAAUAUUUGCAUCACCAAAAUUCAUCUAACCUAAUCGAUUUAAUGCUGCUGUAGAAGUUAGUGGGAGAUAAUUAAAAUAUGCCUCUAAUUCUGAAAUGUUUUAAGAGGAAAUCUUAUAUGUUGCUAUUUUUGCAUUAAAUGAACUAUCUAUUGGUAUCAAUAUUGAAUUUGGGAGACCAACAACUAGAAAAGUUGUUUAAAGAGAAAGAAAAGAAAAAUCUACACAUGAAUUUCCUCCUGAUUUAGAAUAACAAAUAGAAGAAAUUAUGAUUAGAAGAAGGCUUCGUUAUGCAAAUUAAUAAAAUUAUGUAGAAUUAAAUAAAUGUUCUUAAAUUUCACGUAGAAUUCCAGAAUAGCCUCCUACUCCAAAACAUUUAGAAAUUAAAUAAAAAAUAAGAAGAAUGAAAGUUGAGCAAAGUCUAAAAAGAGUUGCUUAAUUAUAAGUUCAUGACAUAGCCAAAUAAAUUCAUAGAAAAUAGUUAGAAAUGCAAAGAGAAAUAAAACAUAGAGAGUAUGUUUAAAAGUCUUGGCUUAAAAUUGUUUGUUUAAUCAAUAUUUUAGCUCCUGGAAUAAAUGAAUUUAUUGAAAAUCAAAGAAAAAUCGCUGCUAAAAAUAUGAAAAAAUAAAUAUAUUUAGUGUAACUACUUAAUAAAAUUAAAAAAAGAGUAGAGAAAUUUGGUCCUAAUUGUAAAUUAAGAACAAUAUUAUAAGGAAAAUGGUAAAAAUUAUUAAAUUUUUAUUAGUUGUUUACAAUUGAUAGCAAAUAAUUCAAGAAUUGUAGCAAAAAGAAGAGCAUAAAAGAUAAUUACACAAGUUUUGUAAAGCAAUAUAACUUGUUUUAUUACUGAGAGCAAAGGCACUCAUGUUGUCAAUUUAAGUAAUGCGAAAAAAAAUAUGAAGUAAAGAAAUGCGUGAAUCGAUUAGUGAAGCACAAGAUUAGUAGAAUUGAAUUUAUGAGCAAUCUUAAACUUUUCUUGAGUGUUUAGUAUAAGUAGCUUUACUAAAUAGCUCUAAGAUAUAGUAAAUAGAGUGAUUCAGUUAAAAAUAAAAGAGAUCCAAUACAUUUUCUUUUGUAUGAUGCGUAAAAUUAAUAUAUUAUUAUUAUUCUAGUUCUUUUUUGCAUCAAAUGACCAAGAAAUUACUAAAUCAUGUUUUUGAAAAAUGGAAUAAAAAUUUUAUCACAUUUAGAAAUGCAAUAAAAGAAGAAAGAGAAAGAAAAGGUAAAAAGGGAGUGGCUCUAUUUUGGCAACCUCCAAAAUUAUUUGAAUUACCUGAAGAUAUAGUGGUUAGGCUAUUUUUAUUUGAAGAAUUGGAGAAGAGAGGAUUAAUAACAAGAGAAUACAAAGAAUGA
Molecule: messenger RNA, 1907 nt
Organism: Paramecium sonneborni
Lineage: Eukaryota; Ciliophora; Oligohymenophorea; Peniculida; Parameciidae
Source: the annotation of a GenBank genome assembly